UUUAGUACUGCUUUAGUAGCAUUGUGUCGAGUCGAUAUAUUACUGCAUCCACGUCAUUCUGUUCCGUGUGCGGGUGUAAGUUCAAGUGAGUAGUGUUUUCCUGGCGCUCGUCCCUUUACAAGAAUCAAUCACGGCGGGCAAGAAAAAGAGGCGCGGCGGUUCCCCGCGUGACGAGGACGACUACCACCACCACCGUGAUCAUCGAGGCAGCGACCGAGACCGAGACUCAUCUUAUCGUCGUUCCUCAUCCUCAAAAUCGUCUUCAGACCGACGCGAUCGUGACUCUAGGUCUCAAGAAGACGAUUACUCACAGGUUCAACAGCAACAACAAAUACAGCAACAGCAGCAGCAACUGCAGCAACAACUACAGCAACAACAGAAUUUACAAAACAUGGCGAACAUGAGUGAUUACUCGGCUGUAGCCCCGCCGUCCAACCUCUCUCAGAGCUCAGCUUUUGCCGCUGCGCUGCAACGUGCUAAACAGAUUGCAGCUAAGAUUAAUCCUCAGGGUACACAAAAUAAUCAAGAGCCAAAGAAGCGUUCAUUGGAAGAUGGCACAGAACCUGAAGCAAAGAAGCAUAUACCUGAUCCAUUAGCAAAUCUGCGUGGAUCCAUUGGAUUAAAUCUUGGUCUUGAUGAUCCGUCGAGGCCUGGUUCUACAGUCUCUAAUGCGUCUAGUGUCGGAGGUAUUUGCAAUGAAGAUAUUAGAGUUCCUGACAAAAUGGUUGGAUUGAUAAUUGGCAGAGGAGGAGAACAGAUUUCCAGAUUGCAAAGUGAAACAGGAUGUAAAAUACAGAUGGCUUCAGAAAGUGGGGGUGGGGUUGAGCGUAUUUGCACGCUAACUGGCCCACGAGAUGCUGUCAACCGAGCCAAAGAACUUGUGUUGUCAAUUGUCAAUCAGAAAAAGGAUGAACCAAUCCCAGGAGCUAAUCCUCCUUACCCGGGUCCAGCAGGACCAGCUGCUUCAGCUAUUUUGUCAGGACACCCAGGCUAUCAGGAAAUUAUGAUUCCAGGUCCCAAGGUUGGUCUUAUUAUUGGAAAAGGAGGUGAAACCAUCAAGCAACUCCAGGAAAAGUCUGGAGCUAAAAUGGUGGUUAUUCAAGAUGGUCCAGCACAAGAAUCAGAAAAACCAUUAAGAAUCACUGGCGAUCCUUCAAAAGUAGAGCACGCAAAACAGUUAGUUUAUGAACUGAUAGCUGAAAAAGAAAUGCAAGCCUACAGUAGAGGUGGAAGAGAUUUCGGACGAGGUGGAAAUUCUGAUGAGGUUACUGUACCGAAGAACGUUGUUGGCUUGGUGAUCGGAAAAGGCGGCGAAAUGAUCAAAAAGUUACAACAAGAAACGGGCGCAAAAAUUGUAUUUUUAAAUCUUAAUGAAGAUGGACCAGAGGAUCGCAGAUGUUCUAUAUCUGGUAGUGAAGAAGCAGUACAAAAUGCACGUCAAAGGAUCAAAGAACUCGUUGAGAAUGCUAUAAAUCGUGGCAAUGGCUUCAAUUCAGGGCGGUCUAAUGAAUACGGUGGUUGGGAUGGUAGGCGAAAUGAUAUGACUGGUAAAAUUGAAUUCAGUUAUCCUGUUCCUAAAAACAAAUGUGGCAUAAUCAUUGGAAAAGGUGGUGAAACAAUUAAACAAAUCAACGCAACAACAGGUGCUCAUUGCGAAUUGGACAGGCGGAACCCAGGCACGGACUCUGAAUUCUUUACUAUCAAGGGUACGCCCGAACAAGUUGAGCAUGCCAAGAGAAUAUUUGGCGAAAAACUCGGUGGUGGAAUGACUUCGACGAAUAGCAUGUACGGCGCACAAAACACUAUGGGUUAUAAUCAGUGGAAUGCAACGGGUUACCAAUCUUGGCCAGGCCAACAACCGGCAGCUGAUCCAAAUGCAGCAGCUCAAGGUCAAGUGCAAAUCAAUCCGGCGACUGGCCAACCUGAUUACAGUGCACAAUGGGCUGAGUACUACAGAUCGAUGGGUAUGCAUCGAGAGGCCGAAAUGAUCGAACAACAGGCUAAACAACAACAGGCUGCUUCCACGGCGGCAGCUAAGCCUGACAUGAGUCAGCAAACUCCACAAGGUGCCAAUCCACCAGCUCCUCAACCAGCGCAAGCGCAACAACAACCACAACAGCAGCAGCAACAGCAGCAACAAGCCCAGCAAAACGGUGGUCAACAAGACUACAGUGCACAAUGGGCAGAAUAUUACAGAAGCAUAGGAAAAAUCAAAGAAGCUGAAGCUAUUGAAGCUCAAAUGAAGAAUAAACAAACCAGUAGCAACAUGUCAAACAAUCAGAUGCCACAACAACAAGCAAUACCGGCUAAUCCAAUGCAGCCAAACCAAGGUGGGGCACCAGGUGGGCCUGGUGGAGCACCCAAUGCCUUCCCCGCGUAUGGUGGCUACCCAGGAAUGAACCCACCGGCUGGCGGUUAUUAUACGCCUCAGGCUCAGGGUCAGGCAGCACCUGGUCAAAACCCAGCGUAUCCAGGCGCAGGCGGUUACCAGAACUAUCAGUACCCUCAGGCUAGCCCCAGCAACUGAACGUCUACUUAAACAAUCCAAUUACAGCUAGCUUACCUGAUGGAUGAUUUUAUUACCCGCAGUAAUCUAUAAAUAUUUACAUAUGAAUUCACAUCUCAUACAUAUAUUCCUUAUAUGUAUAUACCUAUACAUGCAAAACAAAAAUCUAAUGUUUCCAUUCGGCUAUUGCUUAGAGAAAGUAUCACUUCGAACAUGAGGGAAUCAACAAUCGUAUCGAUCUGCGCUUUAAACAAUGAUAUUUUGAAUAUCAUUGUGUAUUUCCUCUCUUUUUUUAUACAUUGUAGAAAUACAUAUUGUUCUAGCAAAUAAGUAAUAUAAGAGGACGCUUAUUUCUGAUUGUAGGUUUAUAAUUUCAUAUAGUAAUAUUACGCGUUUUUAUUCUUUCAACAAAUUUGUAUAUGCAUUUUUAUCUAUAUUCAAAUCAUGAUUAAAUACAAUCUAAAAAUCAGAUAAUACAGAAUAUAUACCAGGCAGCAACAAAAAAUCAACCUUUGCCAAUGGAGAUGGGAAUUUCAUCGUAUAUUCAAAGUGUACAUUGAAAAUAAUUGUAUUCCUUUCCCCCGGAUAGACAUGAUCAAUUUCAAAAUAAAGGAAAAAAUAUACUAUCUAACCAAUUUAAAACCCUUAGAUAUAAGUCUUAUACCUUGUCUUCUAAAACAGCAAUACUGAUUCAAAAUAUGUAUCAACUGUUGCGUAACGGAAAACUCGAUUCGACAGGUUUCUUUUCAUGAUAAAUACAUUACGAUCUAAAGUAAUUUGUUUUCUUUAGUUUCAAGAAUUUAAUCUACUGGCAAUGAAGUUUGUUAAUCUAUUGGAAGAGAAUCUCGCAAGCUUAAUCUUUGAUAUUGUCAUUUACAAUUAUAACAAGAGAAAUUUCAAAUUAUUCCUCUUUACUCGAAAUGGAUGUUUGAAAUUAUAAUAUUAUAUUCUGGUUUUUAAUGAAUCGAUUUUUAAUAUCAACGAUUCGUCAUUUAGUUCUUUUGAAAACAUUCGGAGCAGAAGAAAAAUUGCGAAUGUAUAGCGAUUUAAUACAAUGAUUUUAUUUCUACUUAUAAAAUAAAACUUGAAAAUGCAAUAUGCCGUAUUCGAAUUUUUUACUGUUUCACCUGUGUUAGAGAUAAUUCUACGUCUGUGAAGUUAACAAUCCAUAUAAAACGUUAUGCAACGUGAACGAUUGGCAGUACAAUUUUGAUUAUCAAGUAGUUAUCACUUAUUGGUUUACAACGGUUACAAUAUUUAUAUAUUUGCAAUGAAAAAUGAAAAAAAAUUAUAAUAUUAUACAUUAGCAUAUUAUUGAGGAAAAAGAGAAUUUAUUGAAAUGUCA
Messenger RNA from Phymastichus coffea, 3851 nucleotides. It is a transcript of the gene Psi, whose product is annotated as far upstream element-binding protein 3. Lineage: Eukaryota; Metazoa; Arthropoda; Insecta; Hymenoptera; Eulophidae. The record is from RefSeq and is a predicted model, not a curated record. Bases 392 to 2527 code for a protein of 711 amino acids. Gene Ontology annotation, biological process: regulation of DNA-templated transcription. Gene Ontology annotation, molecular function: mRNA binding. Gene Ontology annotation, cellular component: nucleus; cytoplasm. The transcript is spliced from 12 exons.